Molecule: messenger RNA, 486 nt
Organism: Pneumocystis jirovecii RU7
Lineage: Eukaryota; Fungi; Ascomycota; Pneumocystomycetes; Pneumocystales; Pneumocystaceae
Product: tyrosine protein phosphatase LTP1
Exons: 5
Coding region: 1-486 (161 amino acids)
Biological process (GO): protein dephosphorylation
Molecular function (GO): protein tyrosine phosphatase activity
Source: RefSeq, a predicted model, not a curated record
AUGAAUAAUAAUCAUAGUAAAAUAAAUGUGCUCUUCACGUGUCUUGGAAAUAUAUGUCGUAGCCCAAUGGCCCAAGGUGUUUUCAGUGAUUAUGUUUUAAAAAAUAAGUUACAUGAUAAAUUUGGUAUCAUUGAUAGUUGUGGUACUUCAGCAUAUCAUAUUGGUUCAAAACCAGAUUAUAGAACACUUUCUGUACUAAAGAAACAUGGAAUAACUUUUAAUCAUCAAGCUAGACAGUUAUGUAAUGAUGAUUUUUUUAUAUUUGAUUAUAUCCUUGUGAUGGAUCUCUCAAAUUUGGAAGAUGUUAAUGAUAAGCGUCCCAAAAAUAGCCAUGCAAAAGUACAAUUAUUUGGGGAUUAUGGUCUGGAACAUGAAAGUAAGAUUGUACAAGAUCCUUAUUAUGGAGGAAUAGAUGGAUUUGAAAAGAAUUUUAUGCAGUUGAAUUCAUUUAGUAAAGGUUUUUGUUCUAAGGUUUUAAAAAAAUAG